Molecule: messenger RNA, 375 nt
Organism: Penaeus monodon (black tiger shrimp)
Lineage: Eukaryota; Metazoa; Arthropoda; Malacostraca; Decapoda; Penaeidae
Product: kelch domain-containing protein 1-like
Molecular function (GO): protein binding
Source: RefSeq, a predicted model, not a curated record
UUAGUGUUGACAUUGAUGGCGAAUGCAGAAAGCGAACGAAAAACUUAUCUUUAUAAAUACUCUCUUUAUCACUCUCUGCAACAAUGUCUCGAGAAGCACCUACCGAGAAGCAUUAUGUCCACCGUCGAGCUGGCCAUGUCAUGAUUAGCUAUGAUAAACGCCUCUUUGUGUGGGGAGGAUAUAUGGAACUUGCCCACACACAUCCAUACACACUUACGACUCAUAGUAAAUGUAUGUACCAUAGUGCCAUUGAUGUGUGGAUAUAUGAACCCCUCCUUGAUGUGUGGAAACGAAAACUAAGCCGAGGUGAUAUUCCCCAGCAGCUCUCAGGGUCCUGUGCAGCGGUUCACAACGAUCAUAUGUAUCUCUUCGGAG